This is a messenger RNA of Bradysia coprophila, 926 nucleotides long. Its product is annotated as chromobox protein homolog 3-like. Gene Ontology annotation, cellular component: nucleus. The record is from RefSeq and is a predicted model, not a curated record. NCBI's taxonomy places the organism in Eukaryota, Metazoa, Arthropoda, Insecta, Diptera, Sciaridae.
UGGCCAAAUCAAUGUAUAUUUAAAUGCAGACAUUGCUUGAUGCUAAAGUUGAUAUUGUUCCGCGCAAAAUUUUGUUCGUCUAAACAAUUCACCGUUUCAAACAAAUAAAACGAAUCCUGUGGAUUUAAAAGGUUCGCUGAAGCAUUAUUUAAUAAAGAAAGCAACGAUGGUUAAAACGAGCAAAAAGGAAUCGCGCAGGGAUAAAUCCGAAAGUUCUGGAUCUGAAUCGUCUGAAAAGGAAGAUUAUAUCGUUGAAAAGAUUCUGAAUCGACGCGUUAAAAAUGGAAGGGUGGAGUAUUUCUUGAAGUGGAAAGGUUUCUCACACAACGAUAACACCUGGGAACCGGAGGACAAUCUCACCUGUCCUGAAUUGAUCAAGGCGUUCGAAGAAAACCGACAAAAUGAUUUAAGGGAAAAGGAGAAAGACGGCGACAAAAAGAAAAAAGACGGCGAUGAGCCUAGUUCAUCCCAAAAGAAGAAAACCGCCACCAAACGAAAGAACGAUAGCGACGAUGAAUCUGUCCAAUCCGAAAAGAGCUCAAAAACGGCCAAAAACAGCAAAAAGGCCAGCAGCAAGAAAAAAGAUGACAGUGACGAGGACGACGAUGACGACAAGAAGAGCAGCGGCAACGGAUUCCAAUUGGGCUACUCGCCGGAGAAAAUUCUGGGUGCAUCAGAUUCUACCGGUCAGCUGAUGUUUUUGAUUCAGUGGAAAAAUGUGGACAAGGCUGAAUUGGUACCGGCAAAGGAAGCGAACGUAAAGUGUCCGCAAUUGGUAAUCGCAUUCUAUGAGGAAAGACUUACGUGGCAUUCGGACGAUGAAAAAUAAAUGUCGAUUUUCGGUCGAUUUAAUUUUCGUUUUAAAUUUUAUAAAAAAGAAAAAUUUGUUUGAUUUUGAUUUAAAAAAAAAUUUCCUUCCACACGAA